GAUAUGCUGUUAACUGUACAAUUAAGAACAGUCACGCUUUAGUCAAAUGUUCCAAAACAAAUAAUUUUAAUUGAUAUCUAAAUGUUAAGAUUAAAUAUAAUUAAUAAAAGUAUCAAAAUUAUUUUGCAGUACUACAUUCAGUGUUUACUGCUUAAGAAUUUUUGAAAUUGCCGCCCUUUUCUUGUGACACGUUUCGCUUGCCAGACUCUACUAGGUAUUCGUACAAAAUAAUAUGACUUCUGUCUAGAAUGACGUUUGUGCAAGGUGUAACGUGCAAAUAAGUCGUAUUUUCAAAAAAAGAAUAAAAAAACUAUGGUCUGUUAUUAAAUCUUAUAUUCAUAAUUAAAUCAUCUUAAUAAAAAUUCAGCAAUCAACAAGAAACGUCCGUUCGUAACGAAUAGCAAGGUUAUAUAUUACUUAAAAUUUCAAAAUCAUUAUGACACAUACAGUUAUUAUCUAUCGCUUGUGAUCUUGCAUAUCGACGGCGGACUUCGAGCCAGGUGUUAUGUUAAUUCGUUCGGUGGGUAUGUGCUUUUUUGGUUCUUACAGUAAUAUUGACAAUAGAUUGACUUUCUACUGAACCUACUCUAAAAAAACAGUUUUAUUGACAUAUACAGGAAUAAUUUAAAACCACUGCGAAGAUUUUGUGAAAAUAACUUUAAGUAAUUUAAACAAACACAUUUUUUAUUUUGAUGUGUUCUAGUACUAAAAAUAAAGUUUUCGCUUAUCAAAGAUCGAGAUUUUAAAACUAAAAUCUCGAUCUCGAUCGAGUGUGCAAUAAAUAAUUGAUUGAUUGAUUGAAAGGCUCGCAUACGAGGUAUGCUCUCCGUCGCAUACUUUCUCCGAACUGCGCUUAGAUUAUCACCAUUCCGAAGAUAAACUCGUAACAUCUCGUAAAACUCACGACGGCGGGUGCGUCGCGUGCGCGGGAAUGCGAGGGCACGUCACAUCGGCGCGUGCGUAUGGGUCUCACUGCUGCCACUGUCGCGCGCGUCGCUCGGUGCCGAGCGGCGGGGGCUGUGGUGGGGGUGCUGCCGGGCACGGCGGGGAUGCACGGUGACCUCAAUUCUGUACUGCCCAUGGAACCUAGUACACUCCCCAUAAUGCAGAAGUUUACAUACUCUUUGGAAAAAGAAAACAUGGCUAUCGGAGUAGAUACGUCAAAAUGGAAGCCUAGAAAAAUAAAAGGAACUCCGGCUGCAAAAUUCAGAAACGUUCUAGCUUUUGGCAUAUUAGGCUUCGGGAUUGCAAGUGGUUUAUUUUUUCAUUUUGCAAAAGUAACAGAAAACCUAAGAAAAGCAGCCGAAGUUUUAUACGAAGAUCCCAUAGAAGAAGUUGAGAGAAGACUCAUGAUAGCUAGUGGAUUGCCAAACAGCCCUAAAGUUAAAAGCAAAUACUUCAGCUUCACAAGAAAUCAUGUUAUGGAUGAAAGUUUAUCGGCUUUCCAGGAAAAGAAAUCUGCCAGGACGGGCCCUAAAACUAAUGAAAAGCCAUCAAGUAGCAGUACCAAAGUUAAAAAAACUAAACAUAUAAAAGGACAGAAAGAUAUAAGAACAGCACUCAAAUCUAAUAAACAUGAAUUGUUAAAAUAUACUGAAGAGUUUGAUAAAGUAUGUAAAGAGUCUGGACUAGAUGUAGAUACAGAGCAACUUCUUUUAGCUGUUGCAUUAUCAAAAUCUCUUCAAAAAAUUGAUUCUCUAGAAGAAGUUUCAACAUCUAAUGCAUGUUCUCAAAGGUCGGGUAAAAUUAGAUCUACUUUGCAAGAAUACGGAUUCACAGUGCCUGAAAUAAAGAUAAGCAGAAAGUCUCAAAAGUGUAGAAAAAACUUUAAGCUAUUGUUAUCUACUGAAACAGAAAAGCAGCAAAUAAUCUCAGAUAGAUAUGCACAAAUCUUGUUUAAUAAUAGUGACUUCUACAUUGACAAUCAUAAUAAAUUGAUUAAUUGUAACAAAAACUUAUACUUCAAAGCAACAAAUAUUCCUUAUAGUGAAAUUAAAAAUAAUGAUGCUUUUUACAUAGAUAAUUUAGUGGAAAAAUCUUUAAGUAAUGGUAGCUUGUUAAGGAAUUGGUCUGAUAUACCUGGUAGACCAAGUAGUCCUACUGAUUACAAGAAUCUCAAAAUGGAUUUCAGUGAAAUAGAAUGUUCCCAAGAUGAGCUUGAUAUAGUUCUUAGUGGAUCAUUGAAAUCUACUAAAAAUAUUAUUAAGAAUAAAGUUCAAACAUCUGUUUCUCGUCGAGAAACCAUUAGUGAUAAACUUAACUUAAAUAAUGAUAUAGGUGGAACUGACUUUGAGGUUUUUGUACCGUAUGAUAACAUUGUCCUACAUGCAGGAAAAGAAACUGGAACAUUAAAUGAUGAGCACUAUACGCCUUCAGGCAGUUCCGUUUUAGAUAAAAUGUCAGAUAUAAUUUCUAAUGUUGCUAGAAGUUGUUCUCCUGAUAUAUUUGAUGAUGAAUCAUCCAUAGCUGAUAAUAGGGAAAAUAAACAUUUUGUAUAUGCAGAACUAAUUGAUAAUAUUAUCAAAGACAAUAGCACACCAUGUGAACUCAUUGACCUGACACAAAAUACAGAUGAUGUGAUAGAUAAAAGUUUGAAAAGUUCUGAGAAUACAAACUUUACAAGAAGACAUUCAAAUGAUGUCAUGGAAAUUACAGAAUGUGUAGCAUAUUCUAUCCCACUUAAUUUAGAUAACAAAAUUUUGAAUGAAGAUAGAAAACUUAUGCCCACAAAGGAAAAUCCGAAUUCUAUCUCACAGCUGUCUCAUAGUAGUAAUAAAACAAAAAGAAUAUCAAAUGAUUAUAUGGAAAUCACUGACUGUGUUAUUAAAAAGUCAAUAUCAGAACAAGAUAUGAAAAGAAGUAUUGAUCUCACUCAAAUUUCAGAUGAAGAUAAUGUACAUGAAACAAUAAAUGGAAUUCCAAUCAGCUGUGAACUGAAAAAUCCUUUGGCAAAUGAAAGCAUGAAUGAGUCACUAGAUGAUACCAUAAUAUUAAAUGAUAACGAAAUUCAUAGUGAUAAACAUUGUCAAAUUGUAAGUCUACAGACACAUGAAAAUGAGUUAAGUGAAAAUGGAUUGGAUGUUAAUGUAACAAAUGUGCUAGAUAAAAAUACCUAUAGCAUAAAAAGAAAUCAAACCUUCUUUGAUGAAUUUGAAGUUAAUCAUUCAGAGGUAAAUGUUGAAAAUAAUACAUCUGUGGUACUCAAUAUUUGUAAAGGAAAUGAAGACAAAAUAGAUUUAACUCAGAGUUCAGAUUCAUCUAGUGAAGGAUCUGUAAAAGAAUCAGAUCUGAUAAAAUUUAAUUUAAGUGGUCAUGGCAACAAAGAUGAAGUCUCAGUUGAUUAUGAUGAUUUAUAUGAUAUGAUACAGGAAAGGAGAAUUGCCUCUUCAAACAACAGUAAUAUAUCUCAUGAGUCAAAAGUAACUAAACAUGAAGAUCCAAAUAGCAGCAAAGCAUCAUCACAAAGCUCAAAUCAAAAUUCCAUUGCAUUUGAAGUCAUUGAUCAGGAAUUAAAUUAUUCCCUUAACAUAUCAAAAUGUGAAAUCCCAUUGGAUAAUUUUGGAUGCAUUUCUUUUAUGGAUCAUUCUUCUAAAAUAGAAAACAGUAAAAAAUCACAAGGGACAAUAAAAUCCCCUGUUGAUGAAUCUAUGACUAAUAGUUUUUUGCCUGAUGUAGAUAUUAAACAAUCAACUGCUUACAUAAAACCAAUACCAAAUAAGACACCAGAGCGUGAUUUAACUAAAACGAAAAUAAUUUCUGUAACUCCAGCAUGUUCAGAUUACAUUAUAAAAGCUGAUGUGACACCAAUGUUGGAUUAUGCAUCAAUGUCAACUCCUGAAAUGAAUAAGGAACUAGAUAAAUAUGGAUUAAAACCAUUUAAGAGAAAACAAGCUGUGCAGCUUUUAAAUCACUUGUACAACCAAACACAUCCACUCAUACAAUCAUCAUCUGAAGCGAUUUCAUCACCACCAAAAAAGCGGAAAUCAAGUAAAACCUCACCAAGAAAAUGCUCAAAUUCUCCAAUCAAAAAUUUUGAAGCAUGCAAUAAGGAGAAUCAUUUGUAUAAUAUAACAAAUGAUGUGCCUGAUAUUGUAACUAUAGAAUGCUCGGAAGAAGAUUGGGUAUUUCCGAAACGAGAAAAGGCAAAGAUACACUCCUGUCGUGUACCGUUGCACAUUGCAUUGCACAAUUAUAUAUCGUGUCGGCGUUCAUUAAGAGAAGCCAUUCUGCGAUAUGAACCUGUAAAUAUAGAUGAUAUACACAAAGGACUGGUUGCAAUUGGUUUUCGAUAUGAUCCUAAGGAACUUUUGAGGUUUAUGGACAAGAAAUGCAUAACAGUGAAGACUGCCGAUAAUAACGCUAGAAAUAAAAGAUAAAAAUUAAUUUAAUUAAUCAUGGAUUUUUAUAUAUACCACCACAAUACUAUGUUUUAUUAGUAAAAUAAAUUAAAGUCUGGAGGUGCU
Diatraea saccharalis (sugarcane borer) is the source of this 4463-nucleotide messenger RNA. NCBI's taxonomy places the organism in Eukaryota, Metazoa, Arthropoda, Insecta, Lepidoptera, Crambidae. The record is from the annotation of a GenBank genome assembly.